AUGGCCAGUAGCACUUUUGCGAGCUUUAGCAGUAAGAGGAUGGUGGCGUUGAUAAUUGCAGCGGCUGUUGCUGCGGCAGUUUAUGUUCCCGCAAAGGCUUGGGCGAAACAGUACGUAGUGGGGGACGAAAGAGGCUGGACCAACAACUUUGAUUACGCUACUUGGGCAGAGGGCAAGACCUUCUUUGUUGGUGACUCACUAGUUUUCAACUAUCCAGCGGGAAAGCACAACGUGUUCAAGGUAAAUGGCACAGAUUUCCAGGACUGCGCCAAGCCCCUGGCCGCUGCUCCGCCACUUACGUCGGGGAGCGACGAGAUCCCGCUCAAAACCGCGGGGAAGAAAUGGUACAUCUGCGGAGUCUCCGGCCACUGCGCCUCCGGUCAGAAGCUGGUCAUCACCGUCUCCGAGGGAUCUGCCCCGCCGGCGGGAUAUUCCUCCUCCGGGGUCGCGAUGGUCAACAUUGGAUUUGCUGCCCUUGUUCUUGUUGGCACUCUUGGGAUGCUCUUCUUCUGA
This is a messenger RNA of Linum tenue, 513 nucleotides long. The record is from the annotation of a GenBank genome assembly. Lineage: Eukaryota; Viridiplantae; Streptophyta; Magnoliopsida; Malpighiales; Linaceae.